UGAUUCUAGCAAGCUUUCUCAAUUUAUGUUCUCAUAAUUCAUCUGUUAAUUUUCUUUUUAUUUUCUAUGUAGUCAUAUAAUCUACAAGUGAUGACAGUUUUGUUUCUUCCAUCCUAAUCUUUAUUCCUUUUUAUUUCCCUUUCUUUACUGCACUGGUGGACCUGAAGUACAGUGUUAAGUAGAAGCUACUUUUUUCUUGUUCCUAACCUCAGAGGGAUUGUUUUCAACUAUUAACCAUUAACUUGGAUGUUUGCUUUAGCAUUUUGUUUGUUUUUUCAAAUUAAGGAAGUUUCCUUCUAUCCAAUUUUCAGUGAAUGGAUGUUAAAUUUUGGAGAGUGGAUUUUUCUGCAUCGCACUGAGAUAAUCAUGUUUUUUCUCCUUUAAUCCCUUAAUGUGUGGAUUUAUACGAAUUGUUUUGUAAUAGUAAACCAAUGUUACGUUCCUUGGAUUAAACACAAGUUAGUGUAAUGGAUGACUUUUUUAUACAUUACUGGAUCCUGUUCGCACUUAUUUUUUAGGAUUUUUACAUCUAUGUUCAUAAGUGGAUUGAGUAGUGUUCCUUUUAUAUUCUGGGAUAGUUUUGUGAGAUUGAAUUAUCUGUUCUUUGUAUGUCUGAAAGAACUCAUCUAUAAAGUUACUUAGGCCUGGUACAUACUUUGUGGGGAGGUUUUAAAUCUCUUAUUCAAGCUAUUUAAAGCUAUAGGAUUGUUCACAUUUCCCAUUUUUUCUUGAAUCAGUCUUGAUAAGGUUCCCUCACCCCCACCUCCACCUCCAGGACUCUAUCCAUUUCAUUUAGGUUUUAAAAUUUAUUGGCAUGAAUUUAAGUUGUUUGUAACACCCUUGAUUUAAUCUCUGUAGUACCCACAGCUAUGUCCCCUUUUCCAUUCCUACAAUUGCUUAACAGUCCUUCCUUUCUCCCCAGGCCCCCCCCCCUUGAAUAAUCUUCCCAGAGGUUUAUCAGCCUUCUGAAACAUCAGAUUUUGGUUUUCUUAAUCCUCUCUGUUGUUGUUUUUUAAAAUUUCAUCAAUAUCUGUUCUUUUUUAUUUUAUCCUACUUUCUAGGGGUUUAUUAUGCUGUUAUUUCUUGAACUUCUGAAGUUGGGUGUUCCACUCAUUCUUUUUGAGACUUUUUAAUUCUUUAAUUCUAUUGAAGACAAUGAAGUAUAUUUGCCUAAUGAUGAAAUUUGGACCUAUGAUAUUGAUAGUGGGUUGUGGACAAUGCACCUCAUGGAAGGAGAACUCCCCACCUCCAUGUCAGGAAGUUGUGGAGCUUGCAUUCAUGGAAAGCUGUACAUUUUUGGAGGAUAUGAUGACAAAGGAUACAGCAAUCGACUUUAUUUUGUUAAUUUGCGAACAAGAGAUGGAACCUACAUUUGGAAAAAAAUCACCGACUUUGAAGGACAACCACCCACGCCACGUGAUAAACUUUCUUGCUGGGUAUACAAAGACAGAUUAAUAUAUUUUGGUGGCUAUGGGUGUAGGAGACACAGUGAACUCCAGGACUGUUUUGAUGUUCAUGAUGCAUCUUGGGAAGAGCAGAUGUUCUGGGGAUGGCACAAUGAUGUUCAUGUAUUUGACACAAAGACACAGAGUUGGUUUCAACCAAAAAUUAAAGGUGGAGUCCCCCCACAGCCACGAGCCGCCCACACGUGUGCAGUUCUUGGAAAUAAGGGCUAUGUCUUUGGUGGACGUGUUUUGCAAACUAGGAUGAAUGAUUUGCACUAUCUAAACUUAGAUACCUGGACUUGGUCUGGAAGGAUUCCCGUUAAUGGAGAAAAUCCCAAACACCGGUCAUGGCAUACUUUAACGCCAAUAGCUGAUGAUAAGCUUUUCCUUUUUGGUGGACUAAGUGCAGACAAUAUUCCAUUAAGUGAUGGUUGGAUUUAUAAUGUCAUGACAAAUUGUUGGAAACAACUUAUGCAUUUACCUAAAACAAGACCCAGGUUAUGGCACACAGCCUGUUUGGGAAAAGAAAAUGAAAUAAUGGUAUUUGGUGGGAGCAAAGAUGAUUUACUUUCCUUGGAUACAGGUCACUGUAAUGAUUUAUUGAUCUUUCAAACACAGCCUUAUUCAUUACUCAGGUCAUGCCUUGACUGCAUUGGUAAAAAUGCUAUAAUUUUAGAAAGUCAGAUAUCUUUAUUACCUCCUAAACUUCUGCAACAAGUACUCAAAAAAAUAACAUUUUGGACUGCAGCUAAUCACCGAGAGGAACAAAGAGCCCAAAAAGAAGAAACGGAAAACAAGUUAUCAGCAGAUCAAUAGCAAUUAAGUUGUUAUAUACCCUAUAUAUUUAAUAUGUUUAAACAUUUUAAUCAGAUGGUAUAUUUACCCCCCAAAUUGGACGUUUUAUUUAGAAGAUAAAAUUUGAUACAAAAAUGCUAUGUUAAAGUGAUUAUAUGGUGUAGAAUAUAUGGGAAUAAGAUGUUAAUGGCAGAUUGAUUUAUGUUUAUAUUUGUAAAAUAAUUUUCUUAUAAACUGCAGCAAAAAUAUACUUUCUGAAAGUAG
Molecule: messenger RNA, 2504 nt
Organism: Diceros bicornis minor
Lineage: Eukaryota; Metazoa; Chordata; Mammalia; Perissodactyla; Rhinocerotidae
Gene: KLHDC1
Product: kelch domain containing 1
Exons: 13
Coding region: 1218-2261 (347 amino acids)
Molecular function (GO): protein binding
Source: RefSeq, a predicted model, not a curated record